This is a messenger RNA of Lynx canadensis (Canada lynx), 3123 nucleotides long. It is a transcript of the gene EBF4, whose product is annotated as EBF family member 4. The transcript has 19 exons. Gene Ontology annotation, biological process: regulation of transcription by RNA polymerase II. Lineage: Eukaryota; Metazoa; Chordata; Mammalia; Carnivora; Felidae. Gene Ontology annotation, molecular function: DNA-binding transcription factor activity, RNA polymerase II-specific; RNA polymerase II cis-regulatory region sequence-specific DNA binding. The record is from RefSeq and is a predicted model, not a curated record. Bases 1 to 2349 code for a protein of 782 amino acids.
AUGGAUGAAAACCACGAACGGCUGAGAGGAGACAGGCAGGAUCCGGCCGCCAUUCCCCAGAUCCUCUCCGUGAAAGUAAGAGUCCCUGGGCCCCCGCUCCCGCCAUCCCUCCUCCCGCCCGCGCUCCCUCCCUUCGACUCCCGCUCCCCCGGGGCGGCGGCGGCGGCGGCGGCGGCGGGAUGGCCGGGCCCGCGGCCAGGCCCCGGGGAGCGGCGGCCGGCGGCGGCCGCGGCGGGGGGCGCGGGAACCGGGCCCCGGGGGGAGUCGGCCGGGCUGCUGCUGCUGCUGCUCCAUGCUGCCGCCGGGCUGCGGCAGGGCCGGGCCCGGGGCACCGCGGAGCCGGCGGCGGCGGCGGCGGCGGCGUCUGCUGGCCCUGGCGCUUGCCCCUGCCUUUCCCCGGACGCGCGGCUGCUGCUGCUCUCCUGCCGCCGCUGCCGCCGCUGCGCCCGGUGCCGUCGGGUCGGGCCGAGCCGAGACGCCCGCAGCCGCGGCGGGACCGCAUUCCCGGCGGCGGGGGCGCCCACCGACUGCGCGCCCUUAUGUUUCCCCGCGCAGGACACUCUGCCCCGCGGCGGGCUGAACCUGAAGGAGGAGCCGCUGCUGCCCGCCGGCCUGGGCUCGGUGCGCUCCUGGAUGCAGGGCGCGGGCAUCCUGGACGCCAGCACCGCGGCGCAGAGUGGCGUGGGCCUGGCACGCGCACAUUUUGAGAAGCAGCCCCCCUCCAACCUCAGGAAAUCCAACUUCUUCCACUUCGUGCUGGCUAUGUAUGACCGGCAGGGGCAGCCCGUGGAGGUGGAGCGCACAGCCUUCAUCGAUUUCGUGGAAAAGGACCGUGAACCUGGGGCUGAAAAGACAAACAACGGGAUCCAUUACCGCCUCCGAUUGGUGUAUAACAAUGGACUUCGGACGGAGCAGGACCUCUAUGUGCGCCUCAUUGACUCCAUGUCCAAGCAGGCCAUCAUCUAUGAGGGGCAGGACAAGAACCCCGAAAUGUGCCGAGUGCUGCUCACUCAUGAGAUCAUGUGCAGCCGGUGCUGUGACCGGAAGAGCUGUGGCAACCGGAACGAGACACCCUCUGACCCGGUCAUUAUUGACAGGUUCUUCCUCAAGUUCUUCCUCAAGUGCAACCAGAACUGCCUAAAGAAUGCAGGGAAUCCCCGAGACAUGCGCCGCUUCCAGGUGGUGGUGUCCACGACGGUGAGCGUGGAUGGGCACGUGCUGGCCGUGUCUGACAACAUGUUUGUGCACAACAACUCCAAGCAUGGUCGCAGGGCGCGCCGCCUGGACCCCUCUGAAGCUGCCACCCCCUGUAUCAAGGCCAUCAGCCCCGGGGAGGGCUGGACCACAGGAGGCGCCACCGUCAUUGUCAUCGGCGACAACUUCUUCGAUGGAUUGCAGGUCGUGUUCGGGAACGUGCUCGUGUGGAGCGAGCUCAUCACGCCCCACGCCAUACGGGUUCAGACGCCCCCGCGGCACAUUCCCGGGGUGGUGGAGGUGACCCUGUCCUACAAGUCCAAGCAGUUUUGCAAGGGAGCCCCCGGCCGUUUUGUCUACACAGCCCUGAAUGAGCCCACCAUCGACUACGGAUUCCAGAGGCUACAGAAAGCCAUCCCCAGACACCCCGGAGAUCCUGAGAGGCUGCCCAAGGAGGUGCUGUUGAAGCGGGCGGCCGACCUGGCGGAGGCCCUGUACGGAGUGCCCAGUAGUAACCAGGAGCUCCUCCUGAAGCGCGCGGCGGACGUGGCCGAGGCUCUGUACAGCGCCCCCCGCGCGCCCGCGCCGCUGGGACCCCUGGCCCCGAGCCACCCACACCCGGCCGUCGUGGGCAUCAACGCCUUCAGCAGCCCGCUGGCCAUCGCCGUCGGGGACGCCACGCCGGGCCCGGAGCCGGGCUACGCGCGCAGCUGCAGCAGCGCGUCCCCGCGCGGGUUCGCGCCCAGCCCCGGCUCGCAGCAGAGCAGCUACGGCAGCGGCCUCGGCUCGGGCCUCGGCAGCUACGGGGCGCCGGGCGUGGCCGGCCUCGGCGUGCCCGGGUCCCCUAGCUUCCUCAAUGGCUCCACGGCCACUUCACCCUUCGCCAUCAUGCCCUCUAGCCCCCCGCUGGCCGCUGCCUCCUCCAUGUCCCUCCCGGCCGCUGCCCCCACCACCAGCGUCUUCUCCUUCUCGCCUGUCAACAUGAUCUCCGCUGUCAAACAGAGGAGCGCCUUCGCCCCCGUGCUGCGCCCACCCAGCUCCCCACCCCAGGCCUGCCCCAGAGCCCAAGGAGAGGGGCUUCCAGACCAGCCUUUUGAAGAUUCCGACAAGUUCCACUCUUCAGCCCGGGGGCUCCAGGGCCUGGCCUACUCCUAAUCGCGGUCUGCGGGUGUCGCCCCCACCGAGCCCGGACUGGAGGGCCCUCUGGGAUUCACACUCAUGUCCCGGAUGGCAGCACAGACAGAUGCCAAGCCAGGGCUUCGGGCAGACAUCAACCCAGGGGCCUGAACAGGCCUCCCUGUGCUUCAGGCCUCCAGCCCCACAGGCUUCUCUCACCUCCCCUUCUUGGGGCCGGUUGAAGGCCUAGCACUGUGCUGACGCUCUUGGCAGGAGAGCAUCCCGAGGUCCUGGGAUGCUGGGCCUUACUGGGUCGGUUCCUCUGGAAGAGAUGGGCCUUGUGCAGACCAGACCAUCAGGUGGCAGGAGCCGGGGACGGGGACUGUGGGGAAGAGGACAGCUCAGGGAGAGGUCCUGUUGGUGUCUGACCCAUCACAACUGGCCCAGCAUCCCAACUUCUCUCCGGGGCAAAGGGUGGUGCCCAGUGGCCUCAGGAGGCCUGCCCAGGCUCCCAUGGAGCUUCCAGUGGCUGCUCGACCCCCGUGGCUGCUCCCUCUGAGGCCUGCACACUCAUGCUUGCCACCUUACCAAUCCCACUGGGGGCUUCUGGCGUGGAGGGUGCCGAAGAGGGAGUGCCAAGCCCCCCGACUUGUGGGUCUUCCUUCCAGUGGCUGUCUUGUGGACUCUGGCCCCACACGCACAUGACUCUGGCCGGCCUCAUAGCACCAUGGAAUGGGCCUCGCUGCCACCGGCCUCAUAUUCUGCUCUGCUGGGGUUGGAGAAAUCAGAACAAUAAACACAGAUGCAGGUGGC